CAUCAUCAUCAACAACAACAACAAUCAUCUUAUAGGUAGAAAACUGAAUGAAUAAAAAAAAUUAGAGAGAAGAAUGAUUGAUGAUUUAUUAUAGUGAUUUAUUACUGACUGCAUUAUUGUAUAAAGAAAAGGCAAAGAUCACAGAAAUAAUGCCUGAAGAAGAUAAUAAAGGAGAUCCAAUGGAUCUAGAUUAAGACAUACAUAUUUCUAAGCCACAUAAAACAAAAACAAGAUGUAAAUAAUACACACAACAAUAAGCUAAAUAAAAAGAGAACCGUUAUAGUCAAAUUAAACCUUGCUACAUUCCUCAUUUUAUAUAAAUCUACACCUUCCCCCCUCCUCUCUCUUUUUAUAUUCUUUUGAUUAUAUUGUGAAGCCAGCCAUGUCCUUUUGUAAAAGAGUUAUCUGCGGCAAAGUGAUCAUUUUAUUUGGAACCAUAGCUAUUUUAUUAUUAAUUUUUAUGCCGGCAAGACAUGUAUCUUUAAGUGACCUUGAACAUGUCAUCACCAACAUGUGUAAAAACCAUGCCAAAACACCUUUACCCGAAAGCCUGAAAGUCAGCUACUUAUUCGGCAUGAAUGACACGCUGAUAAAGAGUGACACAAGACUAAAAGAAGACGUCUGGGCGAAUUUACCAGCCAAGGGCGCAUUUUACAUGAUGACUAGAAACGAAGAUUUGAUGAAAGCAAGGAUGACAAUGAAGAGCAUCGAAGAAAGAUUCAACUCGAAACUAAACUCGACUUAUCCUUGGAUCUUUUUGAAUAACCAACCUUUUACUUCUGAAUUUAAAAGAUUCAUUAAAAGGACUGCGACCAAUCCAGAUCAAGUUUACUUUGGACACGUCGAUUUAGAUGCUUGGAAUUAUCCUCCCUGGAUAGACGGUGUUCGUUCUCAGGCACUCUUUUCUAGCUUUAGAGAUGUUGUCACUCCUAGAGUGAGCCGUCCUUCUUAUGGUAACUAUCUAAGAUAUCAAUCCGGUCUAUUCUUUUAUCAUCCCUUGUUUGAUGAUGUAGACUAUGUAUGGCGGGUAGAUGCAGGAUCGACCUAUCAUUGUGAGAUGUUUAUGGAUGAUCCAUUUGUUACCAUGCAAACAAACAACAAAUCAGUUGGAUUUGCAUUAACAGAAAAGGCAACAAGUGAAAUUACGCUCUUCAGCCUAUGGCCAGUGACUAACCAUUUCAUGGGCCUAUAUCCACACUUGAUCGAACCCAGUGAAGACUCUAUUUUCUCUUGGUUAAUGAACAACAACAAUGAAUAUAACUAUUGUCAAAUAUCCACAAGCUUUGAAAUUGUCAACCUGUCGUUCUUAAGAUCAGAGGAAUACAGGACAUUGUUUUAUUAUUUAGAUCUUGUCGGUGGCUUCUUUUACGAAAGAUGGACAGAUGCAGCCGUACGGACAAUAGCAACUGCCUUAUUUUUGAACAGACAAGAUAUUCACUUUUUUAAUGACGUCGCUUUUACUUUAAAUGAUAAAGCGCACUGUCCACUUGAUUUUACUCUUUUAGAACGCUGUAGCUGUGACUAUAAAGACAGUUUUAAUUACCGUAAAAGCAGUUGUACUCUUGAUCUGCUGCAAUUGAUCGAUCCUGCUUCAAUAGAUGACAUGGUCAGUUUUGCUAAAACUGUAUUAUCGCAGAAAUAAACAUUCCGCACUUUUCAUUUCAAUUGCACAUUGACGCGGUACCUCAUCAAUAACUUAAAUACAACAACAACUUUAUACAUAAACUACCAUACUCUUUUCCUUACAUGUGAUUGACAACGAUUUACAAGGAGCAAACCUUUCAAUGCCAAGGCCAUACAAUAUUGACAUGCUG
Molecule: messenger RNA, 1814 nt
Organism: Rhizopus microsporus ATCC 52813
Lineage: Eukaryota; Fungi; Mucoromycota; Mucoromycetes; Mucorales; Rhizopodaceae
Product: nucleotide-diphospho-sugar transferase
Exons: 4
Coding region: 383-1642 (419 amino acids)
Biological process (GO): protein O-linked glycosylation; cell wall mannoprotein biosynthetic process; protein N-linked glycosylation
Cellular component (GO): Golgi apparatus; membrane
Molecular function (GO): alpha-1,2-mannosyltransferase activity
Source: RefSeq, a predicted model, not a curated record